GAUCAACGAGUGUUUCAAUUUCUAAACAGAAAUGAGGAGUGUUGGUCACAUCCACAGCGUUUCAUCAGCACAUUACGUAACAAGGAUUGCAUUCGCUCGCUUUUCGCUCCUUAUUCUCUUGCUAAGAAUCGUUCUCUAGUCACACUGAGCAUCACAGGCACUCUUCACUAAACCAUGCCCUUCGGAAUAUGACUGCCAUGCCAAUGAUAGCACGCUCGUUUUAUCAUUACACCGAUACACGUGUCAAGAACAUUUCACAACGUGUAGCUGAAAUGUCCUCGCAUGUUCUGUUGGGAAUGUUGGCGUUAGCCCCUGAAUUCUACAAGGCAUCCUCACAUCACCCAAGUCCAAGUGGUCCAGGCCGAGAAAAGAACAGAAGGUAAAUAAACUAAUAAGAUGCAAAGACAUUAUUAUGCCCGAUUCAUCCUUUCAGGGCAAGAUUUGCCACCUAAAGAGGCACGGUUAGUUCCGGUUGUGCAACCAAUGGAAUACCUAUAAAGUUACAUGGCACUCCUGCAUUAUGACAUACAUAUAUACACACUCUGGUAUCUCCUGAAAGUUCUUGAUACUGUAUUGUGAUAUCAUCCUCAGAGCAGAUCUCAGCAUCCUUAUUACUUUUUAUAUCUCAAAUCAAUUCGUCACCUGAAUAAAAUCCAACGUUGCUUAUUAUCAAGUACUCUUUUAUCUAGAAGCGACUCUCUCGUAUUUGUUUACUCAUUCGUGUUGAAUUCAGAUACUUCAGUGAACAAACAAACAAAGCCUACUUGAAAUUACCAAAUAUACCAUGGCGAAAUCAACAAUCUCAUCUUCAUAUUCAUCUGCACCGUCAUCUUCUUCCUCAUCAACACAUAAAGUAGGAACCUCAAAGCCAUUGUCCUCAACUUCAUCCUCAAGCGCCCACCCUCCCUCUUACAAAAUUCUCUCUACCCUAAUCUUCCCAAACACUCCUCAAAAACAUCACACGGUCGGUCGGGGCACGCCCGGCAAUGGAAUCACUCCCUGGAUGAACAGUGGUGAUCUACGAAUUCUAGGGGGCCGAAGAGGAAAAUUGGAUCAGGUGGAUCCGGAGAGUUUGACAAGUUUCUGUUGAUCUUCCGACAUGUGAAUUAUUUAUCGCGGUGGGAGAAGAUCAAGGGAGAUGGAGAGGGAGACCAUGGGAGCAAAAAGGAGGGAAAUCCACGAAUUUAUGAAUUUUACGGGCAACGGCCUGGAGUUACGCAAAUGGGAAGGAAAGAGCUGGAAAAGUGUUAUUUUGGUGCAUCGCAUGAUUUGGAAGGGCGUUCUAUACCUAGCUUGAAGCUUUGCAUUAUCAGGUUUAGUUUUGUGGGUUACUUUGGAUAGAGAGUAUGUUCCAUAGCAUAUUCUCACAUUCAGAUUUGGCUCAAGGUUUUGGAUGGAUGGAUGGAUAUCCAGGAUGGAUGAAUUAGCGAGGAGUUCGGAAAUUGGGAUGUGUUUCUAUGCUUCAAACGGUUAAUGAAAAGGAUACCCUAAGAACAUUCUGUAUGCACUAGAAGCUUUGAAAUGUUCCAAUCGUCUGAGACAUGUAAAUCUCCCCUCACAUUAAGCCUCCCGAUCUGCACACCAUGAUAGGAAGUAAUAUCAGAUCAGACAUGCAACACAAUCUCCAAGCCAACCUCGUAAUUGCCACGACAUCCAUCGAUAUGCAACAAGUCACUGAAAAUAUAACAAGAAAAAUGGGGCUCUGUCAUGGCAUAGAUUAAGAUAUGCAACAAAAACCAUGCUAACGAUUAUCGAUCGGUUAUGCUCCAUGCGCCACGAGAACAACUCACCGCUACAACAAACACUAUCUUAACUCAGCACCAACUAAAAAAAAAACUAGGUACCUAGGCUAAGAUUUUGGUGCUUUUAUAACACGAUGCCGAGAGCUAGAUAUGCAACGCAACGAUAGCCCAAUGUAUUACUUACUAUAGUACUAUUACAAUAUGUGUUCAUUACACCGUGGCAGGGUCUCAAAUAAGCAAGCAAUAGAACUGUGAAGGUUUCGCUUCGCCUUGGUCUAGAUUCCGGGUAGCAAGGUACGGUCUAACCAACUCAGUGGUUGAAUCCCGCCACGGGGGUUUUCAGACAUGCAACAAAAGAGUUGAAUACAAGGGAUUGCAAGGGCUAAUAGCUGAGAAUAGGGUUGGAUCCCGCCACGGGGGUUUUCAGAUGUGCAACAAAAGAGUUGAUUGCUAGAUAUGGCGAAAGCUCGAGAGACUAAAAUAAUAGAUAGCUUUGGAUCCCGCCACGCUGGAUUUCAGAUGUGCAACAAAUCGGUAUUGGAUCUAUAGAGCCUGUCUGUCUAUAUCUAGUUACA
Botrytis cinerea B05.10 is the source of this 2317-nucleotide messenger RNA. RefSeq lists its product as hypothetical. Lineage: Eukaryota; Fungi; Ascomycota; Leotiomycetes; Helotiales; Sclerotiniaceae. The transcript is spliced from 2 exons. The record is from RefSeq and is a predicted model, not a curated record. The coding region runs from base 785 to 1090 and encodes 101 amino acids.